AUGCUUGAGAGAAAUCAUGGCAUGUAUUCAAUAUGCAACUGCUCUUCAACAAAUAUUUCGUAUGGUCUCCUUUGGUCUCAAUUACAGCCUGGCAUCGAUGCUGCAUGCUUCUGGUCAAAGUUGAUGAAAAUCUUCAAUGUUGUUAAUACUGGCCCUCUCGUCACUCAUGCACCUCUCGAGAGCCCACCAGAGAUGCUCAAUGGGGUUGAAAUCCAGGCUUUGAGCAGGCCAGUAGUCAAAACCUCGGAUCUCAUGGAUAUCUUUCCACCACCUCUAGUACGACCCAGUAUGACAGCUGGCGUUGCCCUCUUGGAACACGAAACUCCUGUUCUGUUCCCGUGA
Molecule: messenger RNA, 342 nt
Organism: Phycomyces blakesleeanus NRRL 1555(-)
Lineage: Eukaryota; Fungi; Mucoromycota; Mucoromycetes; Mucorales; Phycomycetaceae
Exons: 3
Coding region: 1-342 (113 amino acids)
Source: RefSeq, a predicted model, not a curated record